Molecule: messenger RNA, 849 nt
Organism: Rotaria socialis
Lineage: Eukaryota; Metazoa; Rotifera; Eurotatoria; Philodinida; Philodinidae
Source: the annotation of a GenBank genome assembly
AUGACUUACAAUGUAAUGCGUGGUCGUUAUAAUUGUUAUGAAGAAAAUUUAAAAGCAAAUGAAGAUUUUCGUCGCUCAACCAAUAUAAAUUAUUUUUAUAAUCGAGCUGAUUUUGUUCGAACGAAUUUAGCCACAAUAGCUAAUCAUAUUCGUCAAUACGAUCCUGAUAUUAUUGCUUUACAAGAAGUACAAGAAUCUCCAUCGUCAAUGUCAAUUCAUAAUGAAAUAUCAACAGCAACUUAUCUAGCACAACAACUUGAUAUGACAUUCACAUUCAGUCCGACUUUAUUUGACAAUGAAGUACAAAUGCAAUAUGGUACAGCCAUACUUGUAAACCAUCAUAAAUUUCGUAUAAUAUCAGUGGAAAUUCUUUAUUUACCGCUUGGCCUUGAACCACGGAACUCACCAUGCUUAACAAUUCAAUCUCGACAUGCAAAUAUUACAUUUCGAGCAUGUUCUAUUCAUUUUGAUCAUCAUGCAACUGAUAAUAGAAUACGUCUACAACAGGCAAUUAAAGUUAUCAAUUGGUUAAAUAAAGGGCAAUAUUAUCCGACAACAUUACUAGGUGAUUUUAAUGCUAAUAAGACUUCGACAACAUUAACAAAUUUAUAUGAAUUUUUUCUUGAUGAUUAUUCACAAGACAAUUCACUUCCAACAUGGUCUGAAUGUGGUGAAAAGCUACAAGAUAAGCUCGAUUAUAUCUUAUUAGAUAGAAAAUCUCAUUGGACAAUAAAAAAUGUUAUACAUGGAUUAAAUAUGAAAAAAUUAUAUCCAUCCAUCGACAUAGCAAUGCUCUCUGAUCAUGUACCACUUUUUGUUGAAACUAGUUUAAGCAUUUCAGUAAAAUAG